Molecule: messenger RNA, 768 nt
Organism: Phytophthora sojae
Lineage: Eukaryota; Oomycota; Peronosporomycetes; Peronosporales; Peronosporaceae
Exons: 2
Coding region: 1-768 (255 amino acids)
Source: RefSeq, a predicted model, not a curated record
AUGGACGAGGUUGCUCCAGCAACAGACCAAAACGCCAGGGCGCCAGAGGAGGCCAACGCUAUCCACGAGGAGGAAACGGCCGAGAAGCUCACGUUUGCAGAGAUGUACACGUAUCUACGCAGUGAGCUUACCGGACUCGAUCUCACCAGGGUCAAAGACGUAGUCAGCACAGUCGAGUAUGCCGAAGCGAUGUUCGCAGAGGUGUUCAACGCACGACCUAAGGAACCGCUCCCUGCUGACCGCAAUCACUACCCGGAACUCCCCGAUGAAGAAGGAGAGCGAAUGCUUCAGUUCCUGCUGGCUCAUCUCAGCAGUGGGCGAUCGAACGAGCGCCAAUGGCGGGCAGCUAUGUACGAUCUAGCUCGGUCGAUCUACAAAGCGCAUACACGUCCACUUACGAAGACAAUUGACCACCGUAUCGCUGAACUUCAAGUCAAGGCAGGACCAACGAGCGACCCAUGGCCCCAAAAGCUACUCUCGAAAAAUGAGGCUACGGAUACUGAUUGGAGCGCCGUUUUCCACUCCCUCCCCUUUCGGAGUCGACGCUUCCCUUUGCAGAACGAACAUCCCGCGGUGCUCACUGAUAGCGUGGACUUGAAGACCAGAGCGGCUUUGGUAUGGACCCGCCAAGUUGGAGCGGAUGGCAUCCGCGACGAGCAGCCACGGGAGCGCUAUCACGUUCGAUUACUCAAUGUGUCCCGCUUUCUGGACGAAUCAGCACUCGAUGCCUUCAUCCAGGGACAGUUCCAUGGGUCCUACAUGUCGUAA